GGCAGGGAGAGCUUCCGGUGUGCCUCGGCUCUCGGCAGCUUGUUUGGAUGCUGCCGUCACAUCAUGGCGACGCGCGGAGCGGAGGCAGCGCGCGGAGGAGGCAGCAGUAGCGGUAGCAGCGGCACCAGUGGCAGCGGCAGCAGCUCGCAGGGACGCAGCCGGCGCCAGAGCCACAGCGGAGAGGAGGAGGGGGUGACGGUGACGGUAGCAGCGAGCGGCGGCCCGGAGUUGGUUGUUGGUGCAAUGGAAGAAGUUGUUUCUCAGGAGAUGGGAAUGAAUAACCAGGAUCAGCUGGUAAAGAGCAAGUGUGAUGAACUGUCUGACACACCACUGCAGCAUGGACAGUCCAACUGUUGUGGCCUGGAAAACACAGGUUCAUUGGAAGAAGCUGAGUGUAUCACAAAGAACAGAAAGCACCCGGGCUCCACAUGCUGUUCUCAAGAGUCUCGUGAGGAAACUCCUGGGAAAGAGGAAACCCGUACUGAUCCACCUGAUGGCCAGCAAGAUCCAGAGAGUGAAAAACACAAGGAGAAAACUUUGGGAAAAGAAGUAUUGUUAUUAAUGCAAGCCUUGAACACACUUUCUACACCAGAGGAAAAGCUGGCAGCUUUGUGCAAGAAGUAUGCUGAUCUGUUGGAGGAGAGUCGAAAUGUUCAAAAGCAGAUGAAGAUACUUCAGAAGAAGCAAGCACAAGUUGUGAAGGAGAAAGUCCACUUGCAGAGUGAGCAUAGCAAGGCCAUUUUGGCACGUAGCAAACUGGAAUCUCUCUGCCGGGAGCUUCAGCGUCAUAACAAGACUUUGAAGGAAGAAAACAUGCAGCAAGCACGUGAGGAAGAAGAAAGACGGAAAGAAGCAACUGCACACUUCCAGAUUACACUGAAUGAAAUUCAGGCUCAACUGGAACAGCAUGGUAUACAUAAUGCCAAGCUCCGCCAGGAAAAUAUUGAACUGGGGGAAAAACUGAAGAAACUCAUUGAGCAGUAUGCACUGCGAGAAGAGCAUAUUGAUAAAGUGUUCAAACAUAAAGAACUGCAGCAGCAACUUGUCGAUGCCAAACUUCAGCAAACUACCCAACUUAUUAAAGAAGCAGAGGAAAAACAUCAGCGAGAAAGGGAGUUUUUGCUAAAAGAAGCUACUGAGUCCAGACACAAAUGUGAACAGAUGAAGCAGCAGGAAGCUCAGCUGAAGCAGCAGCUUUCUCUUUACAUGGAUAAGUUUGAAGAAUUCCAGACCACCAUGGCAAAAAGUAAUGAACUCUUUACAACCUUCAGGCAAGAAAUGGAGAAGAUGACAAAGAAGAUUAAGAAACUGGAAAAGGAAACCAUAGUGUGGCGUACAAAAUGGGAAAACAACAACAAGGCUCUGCUGCAAAUGGCUGAAGAGAAAACAGUAAGAGAUAAAGAAUACAAGGGCUUUCAAAUAAAACUGGAGCGCUUGGAAAAGCUAUGCAGAGCUCUUCAGACAGAGAGGAAUGAGCUGAAUGAGAAGGUGGAAGUCCUGAAGGAGCAGGUUUCUCUCAGAGAAGCAGAUGUGGAUCUAGCUGUGCAGGUGUUGCAGUCCUGCACGCUCAAUUCCCACGAGGAGCUGGGAACUCCCACCGACACAGAACCAGGAAUCCAACCUGAUGUGGAAUCACUUGUGGCAAAUAAUUCUGCAAAGACUGUCUCAACAAGUCCUGUUCCUGGCACUGAAUCUGUAGACUAAAAUGAAGUGUAAACACUGUAUUGAGAGAUAUAUUUUGUGUAUAACUUUCUCCGUUGGUGGUAACUAUUUGGUUUUGUGGUGAAAAUUUUCUUACUUUUUCUACCAUAUCUGUAUUUUCUUAGAACUACUGGACUUACGUGGUACAGGAAGCUGCAUAGCAGCUUUAAAUAGCUUAAACUAUAAAUUUUCCACAACUGUGUUGCACAUCUGCCUCAUUUUUUUAAAAGAAAAUAUUUUUCCAUAGAAAGAUGCAUGUGCAUUUCCUCCCCACAACACAAAUCACUGUCAUGGAAGACUGUGUACAGAUAUAACAUCGUUCUGGGGAAAGUAGUGACAGCAGGUCACUUUUUGGUUUAAAUAAUAGCGUUCUGGUUUUGUUCAUUGAUUUGCCACUCAAUAUACUAAAGAAUACUGAUUUUUAUUUUUUUUUCCCAAUAAAUUUAUCUGCAUUAGGAUGUCUAAUGGCCAGUAAAAAAAUGUCAGCUUUCACCUGUAGUAUGUUUUCAUAUAUAUGAAUGAAAAACUAAAGGUCCAGGACAUAGUAAAAGAUGUUUAAAGGCUUUUACGUAAUUUGUGGUAUGAAAGAACAGCUUUGAAAUACGUCAAUUUGCAGCUGGUGAAACAGGGUGUACAACUAUGUGCAGACUUCUCAGGGUUGUGUUGUAAAGGCUGGUUUGGGCUAUUUGCUUUAUCUGUGAACGUAUUAAAUAUAAAUAGGUGGAAAAAAUGCACAGCAAUGUUACUGAGUGAGAUUUUGCCAUUGUGUAGCCUAUUCCAUGGGUGUUAGUUCAUGUUCUUCCCUCUUAGCUGCAGUGUGUCCAUCACAUGGUUAUCCUGACUUGAGGAAUCCAUUGCUGUCUAGACAAAACUCCGGAUUAUCUGAAAGGCUGGAAAAUAGACAUUUACUGCUGGAGGCACGGAAGACACGAGUCUGUAUCAGAUAGGCUUUCUCUGACAGCCUUGUAUGCAAUGUAUUUAAGUUAAGCGUGUACUGGUUAUAAUUGAACAGGUACAUUCAAAUACUUUUCUUGAAGUACAACAUGGAAUUUCUUGUAUGCUCAACCUCAAAGCUGUACCAGUUGGCAGAGUGCCUUCCCAGUUAGGUUAUCUGGUAGAAAUGCUACUUCAAGUUCUUACUCUUAACAUACCACAAGAGAAGCUCCCUUGUUAACCAUGAAAAAUUUCAUAGAAAAAUUGAUAGCCACAUUUUGACUUUUGUUCCUGAAAGAAACUAGGACCAACAUUUAACUUCUGGCAAGGCAAUGUGUGAAAUAACUGCAAGCUACCCGUAACUUUAGUUCCCGUGUAUUUACUUUUUAGUUUCGGUUGCUGUCAUUUUAGGAAAUAUGAACAUGUGUAGCCUUUUCUGGUACUUAAAGUUCUUUGCACUUACUUGGGAGAGGUUUUCUGAAUCCAGCACAUCUCUCAAUGAGCUUCCCACCCUCAUUGCCCAUGACCAUUUAGUGGCUAAAUUACUUGAAUGUUGAGGCUGCACUGAGCUCCUGAUCCUUUUGCUGUAGUAAUGUACAUUGAGAUAUUGUAGCUGUCUCUGAGAGAGUAAGGUUAUGUAAGGCCUAAUAGAUGUGUUUUAGCUCAUACCACUACGAGGAACUGUGCAAAACUGACACUUCUUAAAUGGUGGAGCAAAUGGGAAGCUGGCCAUCUUUCUUCUAGAUUUGUGCAAGGUUUGUGUUUGUGGUCUAAGCACAAUGCAGGAAUGAAAAGAAGGUAGCAGUGAGCAGUCAGUCACAUUAGACUAGGAGCUUUGAAAUGUUAAUCAUGCUAACCAUAUGGCAUAAAAAAAGACUGGAAAGAAGUAUUUCAGACUUGCUUUUUGAAUUACUUGCUUUACAGAAUCAGACUGUUUAAAAAAAAUAGUUGUGAGAACUGGUUUUCAGCUAACACUAAGCCUGAAGUAAUUUUCCUGAGGAAAAGUGAAAAACUUUGUAUCUGAUGCAUCAUACCCUUGGCAAGGUAGGACAUACAGUUUUCUAUUUUUACAAUCUAUUAUUUGAACAUUUGUAUCUUUAACAAUUCUUUCUAUAGUGCUUGUUCUAUAUGGAGGCAAGAGUGAUUUUUUUUUGCACCCUGCUGCAAGAAUAUUUUUAAAGGGCUUUUAGAGACACGACAGAUAAUAUAGAACAGCAAUACAAAUAUAUUUGUUAUUGACUUAAUAUGUGAAUGAAGCAGAACACCCCAAGUGAUGAAAGGCUUUUAAAAUGGGGAUACCCUUUUCUCUUUACUACCCUUAACAUACCCAUAUCAUAUCAACUUAUCUGGCCAAAGUGAGCUAUAUGUCGCUUCCUGAAACCAGUCAAUAGUUCCAUGCAUUGCUUUGAGAAUGUUGUUAAAAAAAUAAAUAAAAAUUAAAAAACACAAAUUCAUCUAAGGAUAAGCUCAGCACUCUAACUGAUCUGCCAUACAGCACUGCCAGUCUGCAGCGAAAUGGGCUCCAGUAGGGUUUUUAAGUAAACUGGUAUGAAUGCCUUUCUCCCACUACCAUAAACUGUUUAACCUGGGGUGUUAAACUGAUGUGACCAGAAGUAAGUAUGUCUAAUUGUCAAAACUCUGGGGCCCAAAUGACAGUUUCACCACAAUUAAGCUGCAGAAAGCUAAAUGGGAUGUGAUUCAAGACCCAAAUGUGUGUAUACGUACACAAGUAAGUUAGGGCUGUAUCUCUAAUGUUUUGUCCUUACUUUCAUUACACCUGGUUACGUUACAGUUCAAUUCUCAGGUGUUGCAGAAAAUCUACCUCUUUGGACUGUAGAUGGAAAUAACUGUGAAAAAAGUGAUGCAGAAAUCUAGUUUGUGCUAAACACACUGCUUUAUUUUUACAACCCAUGUCUGCUUUCAUGAGGAAAAAUGAUAAAUGAACAGGCAGUCUUUGUUUUGCUUUUCAAGAACAUUUUGUAGAGAUUUUUCACUAAUGUGAAUCUGAAAUUUUAUCUACUCAACUCUGUAUAGAUUAAGUAAAUAAGUAUGCUUAAUA
Messenger RNA from Melopsittacus undulatus (budgerigar), 4693 nucleotides. It is a transcript of the gene TXLNG, whose product is annotated as taxilin gamma. The record is from RefSeq and is a predicted model, not a curated record. Gene Ontology annotation, biological process: regulation of cell cycle. Gene Ontology annotation, molecular function: syntaxin binding. The coding region runs from base 64 to 1704 and encodes 546 amino acids. NCBI's taxonomy places the organism in Eukaryota, Metazoa, Chordata, Aves, Psittaciformes, Psittaculidae. The transcript is spliced from 10 exons.